Phlebotomus papatasi is the source of this 2738-nucleotide messenger RNA. RefSeq lists its product as uncharacterized. The record is from RefSeq and is a predicted model, not a curated record. Lineage: Eukaryota; Metazoa; Arthropoda; Insecta; Diptera; Psychodidae. The transcript has 5 exons. Bases 729 to 2000 code for a protein of 423 amino acids.
ACAGUCAGUGGCUUUACCGGAGAAGAACGACGGCUCCACUUGGACGAUCGUGAUCACCACGCGAUCUCUCGAUUGCAUUCGAGACUCAUUGCCACUAUCUUAUUCACCUGCAGACUACCACUCUGUGGAGUUGAGCUGGAUGUUAAAGUAAAUUUGUACGGAAGAUUCACUCAGUGUCCCGAUGUCAUAUGAUCUUCAUGGGAAAGAUCAGUGAACAGUCGCGCGAUCUUUACUGGAUUUAUUGAGUGGCUGUUUUUUUUCGGGAAGACUCUUGUUUUUUCUUCUGGGAAAAAGGUGUAAAAGGUGUGUGUGUUUUUUUUUGUGCUGAAGAAGAAGUUUUAAAGUGAGUGUUUAUGGUGGCUACAUAUUGUGGAUAUAAUGCCCAUCAUUUGUGAUUUUUUACUUGAUCACUAAUCACAUCAAUUAAUCAUCAGCUACCAACAUCUUGUUAGAACACUCUCUCACCAGGAAUGUUAUAAAGUGAAGUGAAUCUUGUGCGCAAACACGAAAGAUCAUGGAGAAAUUUGCAAAGAAGUGGAUCAUUCUAUUCAGUGGAGCCUCCUCAGUGAUCACCUCACUAUUAUUUUCUGGCAUCUAUUGAAUUGUGCUCCAAUUACACACAAUUGAACAACAACAAAAAAUUCUUCACUCUUUGUUGGUCAUUUAUGGUGCAAUAUUGAUAACAGAGGGAAAAUCUCUAGUUCCUGGGGUGCAUCUGAAAGAUCAUCAUGCUGUCGCAGAGUAAGAGCUAUACAAUGUCACUUGGUCGACUUUCUGUGAUUAUCGUGGUGACACUUCUUCACUGGGUCGCACCAUCUCAUGCAGACGCUAAUAGUGCUGGCAUAGUGACUGAAUCCGUGGUCAAAAGUGAAAAUAGCUCCAUGAUCACAAUGAGAGGAGACACUCUGAAUCAACUGGGUAAUAUGCUACUGGACUUGGCGGAUGACUCUCUGAGCCGUGGUCACAUUGAUGUACUUCCUGGUGUCACAAUUGAGAGAAAUCUCAGUGUUUCACACUCCGAGACGCGAUCGUACGGCAGCGUGCAAAAGCGACUGCAUGACUUUGUUGAGAGUUGCGUCAUAAAUGUGGAUGUAGGACGUGCACUCGGUACAGGCCGGAUAUUCUUCUUUAAGGGCCUCAAGAAGAUGAUGUGGCCCCUCUUUAUAGGGCUUCAAGUGGUCAAAACAGCCCUCCUAGCUCUUUUCUUGCCCAGCCUCAUUGGAUCCCUUGGAAAGAUUGUGGGCAAAGGUUUAUCAUCGGUGUCGGCUUUUGGACAACCACAAGAACCAGUUGAAGAUCUGGAAUUCAAAGAUAAUACCUAUUUAGACAACGAGAAUAGUUAUUCAACUGGGACAGGAAAUACACUCACUACCGGUCAAGGUGGUGGAGCAACUUCUUUUAUGCAGCAACAGCAAGAUAAAUACGGAAAUGGACUUUAUGACGGAGCCACGUCCGAGACUCAGAAUAACAUCGUGAGAUUUGGACCAAAUGGUCAGAAAGUGUCGUAUAUGAUGACACCAAACGGAAAUUACUAUUCAAAAUACAACAGCAUGAUGGCAGCCAAGAAGGAUGACUUCAAGAUCUUCCAUGACAUCCCAGCUUCCUCCAUGCUGCUCACCAACUACGAUCCUUUCUACAGUCCUUUGCUGUCGCGUCUCGAUGCCAUAUUCCAGCAGCUGGGCCUGGGGUCCGGAGAGGAGGCCUGCCGACAAAAACUAGUGUGUCUGAUGUAUGCCAGUCCGGCCAAAUAUGCACCCUACAGCAACCUCAUUUCGGCACAAUUGAGUAGGGAACUCAACGAAUUGAAGAAACCGACUUCAGACAACCCGGAUAUUAUGCGUUUCUUCAAAUACAUGAAGGCCGCCAAGGAUGGGCAGGAUGGUGUGAAUUGCGAUGUAAUGAAUCGUGAUUGCGUCGAUCUCAAAGAUAAUACGAGUCCAGCCAUGAUAACGACUUUCAACGAUAUCAACAAAUUGGUUCAUGCCAGAAAACUUCACUGAUGAUCGAGGCACUGAGGGACGGCUUUUCUGCAGCUAAAUCCCCAUCUGACUUUUAGGAAAAACCACAAAUUGCAUUGGCGAUCUGAUACCAUUGACAGUGAUUUUGCUUGUUUUAUAACGAUGUAAUUACUUUACGUAUUCGCUCCAUUUAACUCAAGUGCAAUUUUACUUUAAUCGGAAUUCAGUCUUAUAUAAUUCUGUGCUAUAGAAUGCUACUGAUGGAGCAGACAAAGAACAUUUCGAGAAGGUGGACACAGAAAGAUGCUACCUAAUUGAAAUUUAAUAAGUGAAAUAAGUUGAGUGGGAUUCACGUGAAUUUUUCUUUCACUCAUUUCGCGGUAAAUUAAGUGUAUGUUAACGGGAACAAUGUGACUCAGAUUUUCCAUCUUCUGAAACAUUCUUUUCUUUAGCGCACGAGACUGCUGGGUGUAAAUAUAUUUUAGAAUCAAGAAGAAAAGAAGCACUCUUGAUGGAGAAAUAGCGUUCUCUCACAAAGAACAAUCUUAGGCAAUUAAUAUUUUGGGUGCUUGGCCACAAAACUUGGACCAACACUUGGACUCGAAUUAGGUUAAUUAAUGGGAAUGUGUGUAAGAUUGGAAUGGGAAAUGACUAGUUUAAAAUAGUUCUCUCACUUUAUUCUAUGUGAACCUCCUUAGGAAAUUAUACUCUUCUGGAGAUUGUAAUUUAUUUUUAUUUAUUUUCAAAUACAACCUCAAUAAAUAGUGUGAGCCAUCGAGA